GAAAUUAGCUCUCGCCAAACGAACCAAGCAGGUAGUCAGGACUGAUAAAUGCCGGCGUGGUGUAGAAUACUUUCGUUAAACAAACAAAAUUUUGUGAAAACGUUGUGCUUCAAUUUUGCACCUGUAUCAAAAGUUCAUAGGCAAAGGAUGUCACAACUAUCAUCGCAAAAUUUGGUGUGGAUGGACCUGGAAAUGACGGGUUUGGAUGUAGAUAAGGAUCGUAUCUUGGAGAUCGCAUGCAUCAUAACAGACAGCAAACUGAACAUUAUAGCCAAAGGACCAAAUAUAAUCAUACAUGAACCAGAUGCUGUUUUGAAUACAAUGAACAGUUGGUGCAAGGAGCAUCAUGCAAAGUCCGGAUUGAUAGAAGCUGUGAAAAAAUCGACCUACACUCUGGGGGAGGCGGAACAGCAUGUUUUGGAUUUUGUUAAGCAGUACUGUCCCGAGCGAAGCUGUCCAAUGGCCGGAAACAGCAUUUACAUGGAUCGGAUAUUUGUGAUAAAACAUAUGCCAACGUUGAACGAAUACCUGCAUUACCGUGUGAUCGAUGUAAGCACAGUAAAGGAACUGAGCAAACGAUGGAAUGGUUAUGUGUAUAACUCAUCUCCACCGAAAAUUCUGGCUCACCGAGCUUUGGACGAUAUCGAGGAAAGCAUUAAAGAGAUGAAAUAUUACAAGGAUGUGUUUUUUAAAACUGACGAUAAUGCCAAUUGAUAACCAGAGAUGAUUUGAAAAAAUCGGUCACACGUGAAACGGAAGAACGUAGAAAUCGAGAGAUAAUGGGUGCUUUAAAAUCUGAAACCGAUUAACAACAACCACAAACGACAGCACAAAUAUACAAACCAGCAUGCCGGGAAUAAAUGCA
Molecule: messenger RNA, 865 nt
Organism: Anopheles funestus (African malaria mosquito)
Lineage: Eukaryota; Metazoa; Arthropoda; Insecta; Diptera; Culicidae
Product: probable oligoribonuclease
Exons: 2
Coding region: 49-714 (221 amino acids)
Cellular component (GO): mitochondrion
Molecular function (GO): nucleic acid binding; 3'-5'-RNA exonuclease activity
Source: RefSeq, a predicted model, not a curated record